Molecule: messenger RNA, 13159 nt
Organism: Thecamonas trahens ATCC 50062
Lineage: Eukaryota; Apusomonadida; Apusomonadidae
Product: dynein heavy chain 2
Exons: 2
Coding region: 1-12765 (4254 amino acids)
Biological process (GO): microtubule-based movement
Cellular component (GO): dynein complex
Molecular function (GO): dynein light intermediate chain binding; ATP binding; ATP hydrolysis activity
Source: RefSeq, a predicted model, not a curated record
AUGCAGCGCGGCUACUACUCAGAGUAUCUGGGCUCGUUCCCGACCGACGACCUGCUGCGCGAGUCGACGUCCGGGCCCAUGGGUGCCGAGUCGAGCGACUCGGCCCACGUCCGGCGCCAGCGCCCGCCGUUGGUCUCGUCGUUCCGCUCGACCCGCGGCGUGUCCGGCGUGACGCUGAGCAGUGCCGCCAGCGGCGACGUGGCGCCCGCUAGCCGAGCGCGAAGCACGCGUGAGGCCGCCGGACUCGGGACCGCUGCUGUCGACGCGUCGGCGUAUGUGACUGCGCCGUCGGCGUCGCGGACCCGCGGCGCAGCCGCACUGCACGUGCUGGCGCAGGCCGGGGCAAUGGUCGGCGUGCCUGCGUCUGCGCUCGAGCCCAAGGUCAUGUCACAGUUUAAGACUGCGCCGGGCAAGACGCCGCGCAAGAUCGAGAUUGAGCGGCGGAAGCGCGAGUAUGCGGCUCAGGAUCUGGAGGAGCUCCUUGCGGCGCAGGGUGUUGACUACCGGCUGAGCGAGGCUGAGCGCAACGCGUCUGCCGCGUUUCCGUCAUACCUCCCACUCGAGCCGUUUGACGACACCGAGUUUGAGGUCCGUACGCCGCGCGAAUGGCUGGAGCUCGGCGUGGAGAAUGGGGUCAUGUGUGGCGUGCCUGGUGCGGCGGUGGUGUUUGACAGCGCCGGGUGCGGCUCGUGGGUGCCGGUCCUCGUGGUCGACUACUCUGCCGAGGCCGAGGCGUACGUCGUCGUCCCGCGUGGAGCGACGCCGGCGUCGGCGGCGUACUCGCUCGUACACCGCAUCCAUCUCUACUUUGUGGCCGAGUCGCCAGCCAACUUUGCGGCGCGUGUGGGCGCGGCGCACCGGUCGCGGCGUGACGCCGAGGCGCUUCUGCGGUACAACCUGUACAUCGACUCGAUGCCGACAGCCGAGCUGCCGUCGAUGACGCAGGGAACAGUCAAUCGGAUCCUCGAGUUUUCGGUGGCCGGCGCCGCGCCAUCGGCGUCACAGCUGACGCUGCUCGAGUCGCUGCUCUCGCAGGUCGGCGUCGAUUACGCGCGGGCUAUGAACAAGAUCAUCUUUGACACUUCGCGGAAGGAUCCUGCCCAGCACGACCAGUUUGCCUUUCUCACCCUCCCGCCAGACCCUGAGCCAGCGCCUGUCCCGCUCACCGGCGCCAUCACCAUUCCGGGCUUUGACUACGAGGCUGCAUACUCGGGCUUUACCUUUCUCUCGUUCCUUACAAAGUCGGAGGUUAUUGCGACGACGGCCAAGGUGCGGACCGAGUGCAACAAGGUGCUGCAGCUCAACUUGUUCAACAACCACGUGACCAAGUCGCUGCGGCUCGACGAGUUUGAGACAAUGCAGAACCAGGCGGCGGUGCAUACGCUCAACCACCUCAAGGACAACUGGAAGACUAAUCUCAAGAACGCCAUUCGCGGCACUCUCAAGGACGUCGGCAAGGGCUGGUUCAACCUCAACGAAAAGUCGCGCGAGGUCUACGAGAUCUCCAAGCUCAAGAAGUUUAUGGUCAUGGUCAAGUUUGUCAUGCAGGACACGCUCCGCUCGCUUGCCCUCGACUCGCUCACCUCGUUCCACAACCUGGUUGUUGGCUCGGCGCCGGUCCACGUCGACAUUGCCUCGCCCGGUGAGGUCGACGUCGUCUUUGGCUCGACACCCAUGCCAGCUGCCGCCGCAGGCCUCGCUGCGCACAAGUACCCGCUGUUCGCGGUCGACCUUGUUGUCCGUGACGGCCAGCUGGUGUACUCGACCAAGCCGUCCGCCUUUGAGGAAGUGCCUAUUCUCCUCUUUGAGCGCGCCAUCUCGCUCAUCCAGGACCUCCCACAGCUCGAGCCCGAGGUCCUGCAGGAACUGUUCUGGGCGACGAAGCCGGUGCUCGAGUCGGUCUCGCGGCACGAUCCGGUUGUGCUCAAGCUCCGGGCUGCCAUGGUCGGCGCCGUGGCGCGGUCGACUGGCCCGCUCGACGCGUACCUUGCGCAGUACGACGAGUACGCCGGCCUCAUUGCGCUCGACCCACUCGAGGCCGUUCGCCAGCUGGAAGACGACGCGGCGUCCGGUGCCGGGCGCCCGCUCACAACAGCCUACCUUGCCGAGCUCAUCCAGGACCACCGCGUCAAGCAGGCCGAGCUCGAGGAGCUCGUCCCGCGCUCGAUCAACAUUGGCAUGUUCCGAGUCUCGUGCGAGCUUGUCCGCAACAUGCUCAUCCGCAAGCGGCGCGACCUCGGCCGGCUCCUCCUCGACCUCCUCGCCCGCCGGACCCGGGCCAAGGCCGACACCUUUUGCGAAGAGUUUGAGGCCGUUGCGGCGAGGCUCCAGGUCCGGCCGACCAAGAUUGAGGAGCUUGUUGACAUGGAAAAGUUCCUUUCCUCGGUCCCGCUCUUUGUCGACGAGCACCUCUCGGCGCUCGAGGAGCUCAACUCGGACUACGCCGUGCUCGAGGAGUUCCGCUACAACCUGCCGCCGGACGACUUUAACCGCAAGUGGGCUGCCGCCGGGUGGCCCAAGUCUGCGCUCGAGAUGGGCGAGACGACGACGCGGGUGCUGGAGAAGGACCGUGCGAGGUUCGAGAAGGACCUGGUGAGCGAUCAGGAGGCAUUCGCCGAGCGGCUGGAAGAGCUCGCCCGAGCCGUCGCAUCGCUCACCAAGUACACCAAGCUCGACGAGGUCGACGACGCCGCCGCCGAUGUAGCCAAGCUCGAGAAGCAGAUUGCGUACGCGCUCGACAAGGUCCAGCUCUUCCACUCGCGCGAAGUGCUGUUUGAGCGCGAGCUGACAGACUACGACGAGGUCUCGGGUGUGGUCAAGCAGUUUGAGCCGUACCAGAAGCUGUGGACGACAACGGCCUCGUGGCUCGAGUGGCACCAGUCGUGGAUGCACGGCCCGUUCUCAGAGCUUGACGCCAAGGACAUGCAGGCCAAGCUGACUGCAGCCUGGUCGUCAAUGUUCAAGCUGGUCAAGGUCUUCAAGGACGCGCCAGGCUGCCUCGCCGUGGCGACAAGCGUCAAGGGCCAAAUGGAUGCCUUCAAGCCGCACGUCCCGCUCAUCAUGGCGCUGCGGAACCGCGGCAUGCGCGACCGGCACUGGGAAACACUCGAGGACAACCUCGGGAUGUCGGUCCGCCCGACCGACGACGCCUCGUUUGCCGAGGUCGCCACGCUCGGGUUGGAGGCCCAUCUCGAGGCCAUCGAGGAGGUCGCCGGCGUCGCGUCGCGCGAGUAUGGCAUCGAGUCGGAGCUUGACUCGAUGCUCGCCACUUGGGAGUCGACAGUCUUUGAGAUUGUCGAGUACGGCGAGACCGAGACGUACAUUCUCCGCGGGACCGAGCCCAUCAUCCAGCUCCUCGACGACCACAUUGUCAUGACCCAGGCCAUGAGCUUCUCGGCCUACCGCGAGCCGUUUGAGGACCGCAUCGGCAAGUGGGAGAAGAAGCUCGAGCUCAUUCAGGAGACCAUCGAGGAGUGGCUCCUCUGCCAGAAGCAGUGGCUCUACCUGCAGCCCAUUUUCUCGUCAGACGACAUCAACCGCCAAAUGGUGGUCGAGGGCAAGCGCUUUGCCACCAUGGACCGCAUGUGGCGGAAGAACCUUGGAUCUGCCGCCGCCGCGCCAGGCGUUCUCGCUGUGUGCAAGGACGCCAAGCUGCUGGACUCGUUCCGCGAGUGCAUCAAGCUCCUCGACCUCGUCCAAAAGGGUCUCACCGAGUACCUUGAGACCAAGCGCGCCAUCUUUCCGCGCUUCUACUUUCUCUCCGACGACGAGAUGCUCGAGAUUCUCUCGCAGACCCGCGAUCCGACCGCUGUCCAGAAGCACCUCUCCAAGUGCUUUGAGAACAUCGGCUCGCUCACCUUUGGCGAGGACAACAUCAUCACCGCCAUGUCGUCGGGCGAGGGCGAGACCGUGCCGUUCAUCGAGCACUUUUAUCCCAAGGGCAAUGUCGAGAACUGGCUGCUCGAGGUCGAGCGCGUCAUGAAGCUCUCGGUCCGCGACGUCAUCAAGAAGGCCGUCGGCGCUUACCCCAAGAUGGCGCGGACCGAGUGGGUCGCCCAGUGGCCGGCCCAGGCCGUCCUCGUCGUGGCGCAGAUCUACUGGACGCAGCAAGUGACUGCCGCCAUCCGGACCGGCACCUUGCCCAAGCUCCAUGCCAUGCUCGUCCAGCAAAUUGACGAGCUCACCAUGAUGGUCCGCUCCGAGCUGCCCAAACUCGUCCGCAAAACCAUUUCGCCGCUCAUCAUCCUCGACGUCCACGCUCGUGACGUCACCGCCCGCCUCGCCGAGGCCCACGUCGACUCAGUCACCGACUUUGAGUGGAUGUCACAAAUGCGCCAGUACUGGGAGGACUCGAACGCGGUCAUCAAGAUGGUCAACACCUCGUUUGUCUACGGCUACGAGUACCUCGGCAACACCGGCCGCCUCGUCAUCACCCCGCUCACCGACCGGUGCUACCUCACCCUCACCGGCGCGCUCCACCUGCAGAUGGGUGGUGCGCCGCAGGGCCCGGCCGGUACCGGCAAGACCGAGACGACCAAGGACCUCGCCAAGGCGCUCGCCAAGCAGUGUGUCGUCUUCAACUGCCAGGGCACCCUCGACCACAUUGCCAUGGGUAAGUUCUUCAAGGGCCUCGCCUCGGCAGGCGCCUGGGCCUGCUUUGACGAGUUCAACCGUAUCGAGCUCGAGGUCCUCUCCGUCAUUGCUACCCAGAUCCUGCAGAUCCAGCGGGCUAUCCAGACCAAGCAGAAGCGGUUCCUGUUUGAGGGCGCCCAGAUUGCGCUCGACCCAACGUGCGCCAUUUUUAUCACCAUGAACCCCGGGUACGCCGGGCGCGCAGAGCUGCCAGACAACCUCAAGGCCCUCUUCCGCCCUGUCGCCAUGAUGGUGCCCGACUACGCCAUGAUUGCCGAGAUCAUGCUUUUCUCGUUUGGCUUUUCCGAGGCCUCGCAGCUUUCGCGCAAGAUGACCGCCACCUUCCGGCUCUCUUCGGAGCAGCUCUCGUCGCAGUCGCACUACGACUUUGGCAUGCGUGCCGUCAAGACCGUCAUUUCUGCCGCCGGUAACCUCAAGCGCGCCGAUCCGUCCAAGUCGGAGGAGAUCAUUCUGCUCAAGGCGCUCAAGGACUGCAACGUGCCCAAGUUCCUCGCCGAGGACCUCGUCCUGUUCAACGGCAUUAUUUCAGACCUCUUUCCGGGCGUGGUCCAGCCUCAGGACUCGUACGGUGCGCUCGAGUCAGAGCUCGUUGCCGCGCUCAAGGCCCAGGGCCUGCAGCCUGCGGCGCAGUCGAUCCACAAGUGCAUCCAGCUGUACGAGACGACUGUGGUACGCCACGGGCUGAUGCUCGUCGGGCCGACCGGCGGCGGCAAGACCGUCACGUACCGGACACUGGCUCGGGCCAUGACGGCGCUCGCUGGGCAGGGCCCGUUCACCAAGGUCCACUACGAUGUGAUCAACCCCAAGUCCAUUACCAUGGAGCAGCUGUACGGGUUCUUUGACCCGAACACCCACGAGUGGACCGAAGGCGUCCUCGCCAACAUCAUCCGCGAAGGCGCCGAGAGUGAGACCGGCGAGAAGCGGUGGACCGUGUUUGAUGGGCCAGUCGACGCGCUGUGGAUCGAGAACAUGAACACUGUGCUCGACGACAACAAGAAGCUCUGCCUCUCGUCCGGCAAGAUCAUUCGCCUCUCGGACGCGCAGACCAUGAUGUUUGAGGUCGAGGACCUUGCCGUUGCUUCGCCAGCUACGGUCUCGCGGUGCGGCAUGGUGUACAUGGAGCCGUCGGGCCUCGGUCUCCAGCCGCUCAUCGACUCGUGGCUGGCCAAGCUGAGCCCUGCGUCGCUCGCUGAGAGCGUGGCGCCGGUCUUUGCCGAGCUCUUCAACGCACUCGCCCUCCCUGCCCUCGCCUUUGUGCGAUCGUCGCUCGUCGAGCCUGUUCCGACCGUCGACAACAACCUCUUGCAGUCACUCAUGCGGCUGCUCGACGCGUUUAUGGCCUCGCUCGUUCCGCCCGAGGGCGGCGCGCUCCCGCAGGCUGCCGUUGACCGCAUCGUCGCCCUUGCGCCGGCGCUCUUUGUCUUUGCGCUUGUGUGGUCGAUCGGCGCCACGUCGGACGCCGCAGGGCGUUCGGCCUUUGACGCUCACCUCCGUGAUGCGCUCGUGGCUGCCGGUCCGCUCGCAGCCUCGGUUCAGCUCCCGGGCGCUGGCCUUGUCUACGACUGGUUCCUCGACUUUGCGGCCGGACUCAAGGUGUCAGCCGGUGGCGCCGCGAGCGGCUCUGCGCUCGCCGAGACGCACGCGGCAGCCGCCGCGGCUGGCGGCGAGAGUGAGGGCUCGGGCUCAAGCCGUGUCUCAUGGGUCCCGUGGAUGGACACCAUUCCGCCGUAUGCCAUCAAGCGGCGGACAGCCUUUGCCGACAUCAUUGUGCCGACCAUCGACUCGGUCCGUUACACGUACAUGCUUGACGUCCUGCUGCAGGCCGGCUCGCACGUGCUCUGCGUCGGGCCGACCGGGACCGGCAAGUCGUCUAUUGUGGGCGACAAGGUGAUCAAGCACAUGGACAAGAACUUUGAGUCGAUUGUGGUGACGUUCUCGGCUCAGACGUCCGAGAACAUGACCCAGGACAUCCUCGACUCCAAGUUUACUCGUCGCCGGCGUACCCAGUACGGGCCGCCGGCCGGCAAGCGGUUUGUCAUUUUUGUCGACGACCUCAACAUGCCGGCCAAGGAUGAGUACGGCUCGCAGGGCCCGAUCGAGCUGCUGCGGCAGUGGAUGGACCAUGGCGGAUGGUACGACCGGUCGUCGCUGACCUUCCUAGAGAUUGUAGACAUUGUGUUUGUUGGCGCGCUCGGCCCGCCGGGUGGCGGGCGGUCAGCAAUGACGCCGCGGUUUAAGCGGCACUUUAACCUGCUCUCAUUCACUGAGCUCUCACGCGAGUCGAUGAGUCGUGUCUUUACCACCAUCAUGGACUCGUUCUUUGGCUCGUUUGUGCCCGAGGUGGCGAGCUUGACAAAGUCGGUGGUCGAGGGCACCAUCUCAGUCUACGCCUCGAUCCAGGCCGAGCUGCGGCCGACACCGUCGCGGUCGCACUACACGUACAACCUCCGCGACCUGUCCAAGGUGGUCGAAGGCGUGGUACAGGCAUCGCGUGAGGCGGUGCAGAGCCGGGCCGAGCUGGUGGCGCUCUGGGCCCACGAGUGCACCCGGGUCUUCCAUGACCGUCUCGUCGACGCGCACGAUCGCGAGUGGUUCAAGGGAGAGCUUAAGAAGAUUAUGGCCUCGCAGUUUGGCAUGCGGUGGCUGGACGUGGCCAAGGAUCUCGGCCUUGCCGCACGGAGCAGCAGCUCGGCGGCCGGAGCCGUGAGCGGCGCAGAGCUCGACGACGUGGUGUACGCGCGGGUGGAGGACAUGAGCGUGCUUCUCCGGGUGGUGGAAGAGUAUCUUGAGGAGUACAACGCGACGCAGGAGAAUCCGAUGAACCUGGUCAUGUUCAACGACGCCAUUGCCCACAUUUCACGCAUUGUGCGGACCAUCCGCCAGCCGCAGGGCAACUGCCUGCUGCUGGGCAUGGGCGGGAGUGGGCGGCGGUCGCUGGCGCGGCUUGCGGCGUUUAUUGCCGGCUACGAGGUGUUCUCGAUCGAGAUUUCCAAGAGCUACGGUGUGGCCGAGUGGCACGAGGACCUGCGGAGGAUGUUUAUGCUUGCCGGUGUGGAGGGCAAGAGCCUGGUCUUCCUCUUUGCCGACUCGCAGAUUGUGCACGAGUCGUUCCUGGAGGACAUUUCGAACAUUCUCAACGCCGGCGUGGUGCCCAACAUUUUCGGACCCGAGGAGGAGGAGGCCAUUCUGGAGACGAUGCGGCCGGUGGUGCAGAACUUGGGGAUCAAGGUGACCAAGACCACCAUUUUCGACCACUUUGUCAAGCGGCUCCGGGCGAACAUUCACUGCGUCCUCGCCAUGUCGCCCAUUGGCAACGAGUUCCGGACCCGGAUCCGGAUGUUCCCCUCGCUCAUUGCGUGCACCACCAUCGACUGGUUCUCGCGCUGGCCGCUCGACGCGCUCGAGUCUGUGGCGAACAAGUUCCUCGCGCCGGUGGCUGCCGAGUACUCGCCGGCGGUCCACGCGGCAAUGGUCGACUGCGCGGCGACGAUGCACGAGUCUGUGGUCGGCGCGUCGGCCAAGUUCCUUGUGCAGGCCGGGCGGUUCAACUACGUGACGCCUGCCUCGUACCUCGAGCUGCUCAACGUGUACGAGAGUGUGAAGAAGACCAAGGCCGAGGCGUUUGAGACGCGCAAGGCGCGGCUGGAGGUAGGCUUGCAGCGGCUGGUCAAGACCCGGGCCGACGUCGAGGUGCUCCAGGAGGACCUCGAGGCCAUGCAGCCGGGCCUUGUGCAGCUCCAGAAGGAGGUUGAGUCGACUAUGAUCCGGAUCAACGGCGACAAGGAGUCUGCCGCCAAGUCGCGGGUGGUGGUCAUGCAAGAGGAGGAGGAGGCGCGGAAGAAGGCGCGCGAGUGCGAGGACAUUGCGGCGUCGGCCAAGCGUGACCUCGACGAGGCGCUGCCGGCGCUCGACGCCGCGCUCGUUGCGCUCUCAGAGCUCGACCGGACGGAUCUUGUUGAGAUCAAGGCGAUGCAGAACCCGCCAGCAGGCGUCAAGAUGGUCAUGUCCGCCACGUGCAUCAUGUUUGGCAAGCGGCCACAAAAAGUGGAUGUGCCUGGAGCCAUCGGCAAGAAGCAGGACGACUACUGGCCGGUGGCGCGCCAGCUCCUCUCGAACCCGAUGCAGCUGCUCAACUCGAUGUACGACUUUCCGAAGGACAACAUUCCCGAGGCGACGAUUGCCAAGAUCCAGCCGUACAUUGAGGAUCCGGACUUUGAGCCGGAGAAGGUGGUCCGCGUCUCGGUGGCGUGCAAGUCGAUCUGCAUGUGGGUCCGCGCAAUGGAAAAGUACCACCAGAUCUCCAAGGUGGUGGCGCCGAAGCGACAGGCGCAUGCCGAGGCCAAGGCCUCGCUCGAUGCCACGCUCCUCUCGCUCAAGGAGUCACAGGACAAGCUCGCCGAGCUGGAGGGCUCCAUUCUGGAGCUCGAGCAGCAGUAUGAGGACUCGGUGAAGCGGAAGGAGGACCUGCAGGCGCAGGUAGAGAAGACGAAGCAGCACCUCGCGCGGGCGCACAAGCUCAUCGGCGGCCUUGCCGACGAGAAGGACCGGUGGAAGGAGGGCAUUGCCGACAUCGAGGGCUCGCUGCACGCGUUGGUGGGCGACGCCCUCCUUGCCGCAGCUGUCAUUGGGUACCUAGGCGCGUUCACGACACCAUUUCGCGAGGAGCUGGUGGCGGGGUGGCUGGCCAAGAUGGGCGAGCUGGACAUUCCGCACACGCCGUCGUUCUCGAUCCGGACGGUCCUUGGCUCUGCCAUUGAGCUGCGGGCGUGGAACCUCGCGGGCCUGCCGAACGACACGCUCUCGACCGAGAACGGCGUUAUCGUCAAGUACUCGCGCCGGUGGGCGCUCAUGAUUGACCCGCAGGGCCAGGCGAACAAGUGGAUCCGCAACAUGGAGGCCGAGAACGGGCUCGACGUCAUCAAGCUGUCAGAGAAGGACUACUUGCGGACGCUGGGUAACGCCAUCCGGUUCGGCAAGCCGGUCCUACUCGAGAACGUGCCAGAGAGCCUGGACCCUGCGCUCGAGCCUGUCCUCCUCAAGCAAGUGGUGGAGCGCGAGACCGGGCCAUGCAUCAAGGUCGGCGACCAGGAGAUCCCGUACCGCGACGACUUUAGGUUGUACAUCACGACCAAGCUCCCGAACCCACACUACAAGCCGGAGACGUCGACCAAGGUGACGCUGCUCAACUUUACCCUCUCGCCUGAGGGUCUGGAGGAGCAACUGCUCGGCGUGGUGGUGGCCAAAGAGCGGCCGGAUCUGGAGGAUACCAAGAACCACCUGGUCUCCUCAAACGCCAAGAUGCGGCAGGAGCUUGCCGAGAUCGAGGACCGGAUUCUGUUCCUCCUCUCGUCAGCCAAGGGCAACCCGCUCGAGGACGAGGUGCUCAUCGACGAGCUCGCCAACUCGAAGAAGGUCUCGCUGGAGAUCAAGCAAAAGGUGGUGGAGCAGGAAGAGACCGAAGUGGAGAUCGACGCCACGCGGCGGCAGUACCAGCCUGUGGCGGUCCGCGCGCGCAUUCUGUUCUUCUGCAUCACCGACCUGGCCGCAGUCGACCCGAUGUACCAGUACUCACUCAACUGGUUCAUGGGCCUGUUCUCGGCCGGGCUGGCCAACUCUGAGCCCGACGACGAGCUCGGGGUGCGGCUCAACAACAUUUCCGAGUAUUUUACGUACUCGCUCUACCGCAACGUCUGCCGCUCUCUGUUUGAGCGGCACAAGGUGCUCUUCUCGUUCCUGCUCUGCACGCGGAUCCUUCGCGGAGCGCAGCCGGACUACGUCGAUGCCGACGAGUGGCGGUUCCUGCUCGGCGGCUCGUCGCUCAUUCUGGAGGAGUCGAAGAGCAACCCUGCGCCCGAGUGGCUGACGCAGGUUGCGUGGGAGGCUGUGCAGAAGCUCGAGCUUGUGCUCCCGCGGUUCUCGGGCUUCACCGCGUACUUUGUGCGCCACAUUGAGUUCUUUGCCAAGUACUUUAACUCGAGCGCACCGCACAAGCUCGAACUCCCGGGCCUGUGGCAGGAGCGGCUGAACGCGGUGCAGAGGAUUGCGCUGCUGCGGUGCCUGCGGCUGGACAAGGUCGCCGGCGCGGUGGAGGACUUUAUCGCGGAGGAGCUGGGCAAGGAGUUUAUCAUUCCGCCGACGUUUGAUCUCGCCUCUGUCUACCGCGACUCGUCGCCAACGACGCCGCUAAUCUUUGUCCUCUCGCCGGGCGCGGAUCCCGGAGCAGACUUGUACAAGUUUGCGGUGGAAAUGCGGUUCUCGAAGAAGCUGGCGACUAUUUCGCUUGGCCGUGGACAGGGCGUGCGUGCCGAGGAGAUGAUUGCCGAGGCGAUGGAGCGCGGGACGUGGGUGCUGCUGGAGAACUGCCACCUCGCGACGUCGUGGAUGCCGGACCUCGAGCGCAUCGUGGUCUCGUGGCAGCCAGAGAAGAUCCACCGCGACUUCCGGCUGUGGCUUACCUCGAUGCCGUCGCCUGAGUUUCCGGUUGUCGUCCUGCAGGAGUCUGUCAAGAUGACCAACGAGCCGCCCAAGGGUGUGCGAUCGAACCUGCUGCGGACGUACGCGUCGCUGGAGGAGGGUGCGCUCGACGACUCGAAGAACCCGCGGGUGUGGCGCAAGCUCCUCUACUCGCUCGCCAUGUUCCACGCGGUCAUCCAGGAGCGCCGCAAGUUUGGCCCACUCGGGUGGAACAUCCCGUACGAGUACACUCGCGGCGACCUGGCCAUCUGCAUCCGGCAGCUGCACAUGUUCCUCGAGGCGUACCCUGCACCGCCGUACCGGGUCCUCAAGUUCCUCGCCGGGCACAUCAACUACGGUGGCCGCGUGACGGACGACAUCGACCGGCGGACGCUGAUGACCAUCCUGGGCGACUUUUACACGCCCGAGGUCCUCGACUCGCAGUUCCGCUACGCGGGCGACGACGUUUACGCCAACCCAGAGGCUGACACGGUCAAGGGUGUGAUGGACUUUGUCGAGGCGCUCCCGCACAACGACCCGCCACAUCUGUUUGGCAUGCACGAGAACGCAGACAUCACGUUUGUGCAGAACGAGGUCGCUGCCAUGUUUGCGGCAAUGGUCAAGCUGCAGCCGGCGGCGACGGCAACGGCGGCGGUGGCAUCGGCGAGCUCGGCUGACCUCAACGAGAGCACAGAGGCCGGUGCGACCAAGGGCGCUGAUGCGGCCAAGAGCGCCAGCGCCGGUGCCAGUCUUUCGGUGGAGGACAAGGUCAAGGCAACCGCGGUGGAGGUGCUGGAGCGUGUACCGGGGCCGCUUGACGAGAGCCUUGUCUCUGCGCAACACCCGCUGGAUCCGAAGGAGUCGAUGUCGACGGUGCUCAUUCAGGAGGUGAUGCGGUACAACGCGCUGCUGCGUGUGGUCAAGCAGUCGCUCGGCGACCUGCUCGACGCGCUCGACGGGCUGGUGGUCAUGUCGCUCGAGCUGGAGGAGAUGGGCAACUCACUGUACCACAACCAGGUGCCCAAGAUGUGGGAGACGAUGGCGUACCCGUCGCUCAAGCCGCUCUCGGCGUGGGUGGUCGACCUCGUGGCGCGAAUGGAGUUCAUCGCGGGUUGGGCAGCGCGCGAGGGCAACCCGACGGUGUACUGGAUCUCGGGCUUCUUCUUCCCGCAGGCCUUCCUCACCGGAACGCUGCAAAACUAUGCGCGCAAGUACCUGGUCUCGGUCGACACGCUCUCGUUCGAGCACGUGGUCAUGACCGAGACCAAGGCCGAGCUGGAGGCCGCCGGACCACCCGAGGACGGUUGCUACAUCUCGGGCCUGUACAUGGAAGGCGCGCGGUGGUCGCAGGACGCCGGCGCCAUUGUCGACUCGCGCUCUAAGGAGCUUUACACCCUCAUGCCGGUCAUCUGGCUCAAGCCGGUGCCGGACAAGCCCAAGCCGUCGAACUCAGUCUACGUCUGCCCGGUGUACAAGACGCUUGCCCGUGCCGGUGAGCUCUCCACCACCGGCCACUCGACUAACUACAUCACCUCGAUUGAGCUCCCGAUCAAGGUCGCCAGCCAGGGCGAGGCCGACGAUGGCGACGACGAGCUUGUUGGCGGUGGGGCCGAGUGGGUCAAGAAGGGUGUCGCCAUGUUCUGUGCGCUCAACUACUAACUAGCCGCGAGCGAUCAUGCAGGCGCUGUGACGCGCAUCUCAAAGUGAACAACGCAAACACAAUACACAGUUUGACGCAAGUCCUAUCACCGCGCGUGGCAGCCGCCACGCGCCGGCCGAUCGGUAUCGCAUGACGGCGGCUCGAGGUGAGAAAAGGCUCAGAGGCGACGGCGAUGAAAGUUAAGCUCGGCUUCGACCAUGCGGGCCUUGAUGAGCUCGCGGGCAGCCGAGACCUGCUGCUGGGUGCCGGAAAAGGUGACGCGGCGGCCCGAAGCGUCGGGCGCAACCUCUGAGCGGUUCUGGAUCUUGAUAAAGGCGCCCGAGGCGGUGCGGAUGGAGCGGAUGGCGGAACCGCCGCGGCCUAGAAUAAAGCCGACGAGGUGGUGCGGGACAA